AUGAGCGUGCCCCCUUCCAGGGGCUGCCUCCUGGACCUGCCCUGGGAGGACAUCCUGGUGCCGCACGUCCUGUGCCACCUGCCGCUGCCGCAGCUCCUGCGCCUGCAGAGGGUCAGCAAGGCGUUCCAGUCCCUYGUCCAGCUGUUCCUGGCCAACAUGCGCUGCUUUGACUCCAGCAAGAUUGGACCUGCCAUCCCUAGAGCCGCUUUCGUUAACCUGAUGAAGGACAACGAAGUUUUGCAUCAGCUGGUGCUCCAGAACUGCUCCGACUGGCUCACGGACCGGGAGCUGCUGCCCGUCAUCGGGCAGAACCACCACCUGCAGCAGAUCCAGCUGAAGGGCUGCGCCCAGCUGAGCCGCCACGCGCUCGUGGCCAUCUCGCUGAGCUGCCCCAACCUGCGCCGCCUCUCGCUGGCUCACUGCGAGUGGGUGGACAGCCUGUCCCUGCGCAGCCUCGCUGACCACUGCAAGGCGCUCGAGGCCGUGGACCUGACGGCCUGUCGCCAGCUGAAGGACGAAGCCAUCUGCUACCUGGCGCAGAAGUGYGGCAAGCUCAAGUCUGUCUCGCUGGCCGUCAACGCCAACGUGGGCGACGGGGCAGUGGAGGAGAUCGCCAAGUGCUGCCCUGAGCUGGAGCACCUGGACCUCACGGGGUGUCUGCGAGUCAAAAAUGACUCUAUCAGAGUCCUGGCCGAGUACUGUCCCAAGCUGCGCUCGCUGAAGGUGAAGCACUGCCACAACGUGGCCGAGUCCAGCCUGAGCAUCCUGCGAGGCCGUGGAGUGGAGCUGGAUGUGGAGCCUCCGCUGCAGAGGGCCCUGGUUCUCCUGCAGGACGUGGUUGGCUUUGCCCCUUUCAUUAACCUCCAGAUCUAGAACUGCUGCUGCUGGGGAGGGGGGAUGGAUUCGAUGCUGGGAUCCCAGGAGGAUGCCAGAGCCCGUUGCUGCUGAGACCCGCAGAGAGAGGCUGGUCCCGUUGGUGAGGCCGGCCUGAGUGGGGCUCGCUCUCCUCUCUGGGCUGUUUAGCAGCCACUGGGGUUGGUGAGCGCGCCCUGAUGGUGUCUCCUGUGAAUGUCACUCGCUCUGCAGUAACACGCAGAGAGGAGGGACUCGCAGGAACACCAUGGUGCUGAACAGGCCUCGGCCAGACCAGCCAACAGACAAGACUCAUUUGUUGUAUUUUAACACUCUACAUGGCAGCUGUCCAGAGAGCAGCAGAGUGUUUGAUGGGGACUGUGGCCGCUGUCCCCUAGGGCGGGUAUGCAGGGCAUGCCCAAGAACUGCUGGGAACAAGCUAGGCCAGCUGGAGCAGAAGGGAGAAGCUGCCAGCCCUCCUCUUGGGGAGGGCAGGUGCCUCUGAGCUCGGGCAGGGUGCGUGUGUCUGGCCUCGCUGCCUGCCUGGGUGCUGGUGCAGGCCAGUGCAAUGGGGAAGCUGCACCCUGGUGCUCUGGGGCAACGGGCGCCUGCUGCAGCUUCACUAGAGGAAAGGCACCAAAUAAGCAGCAGCCACGAGCUGCUUUCAAUUUCUUCUAGAUUCUAAUUUGUACUUUGGUAGUGCCCAGGCCUACUGGAACUCCAUCCUGCUCCCYGUCACAAGACUGUGGCUAUCAGACUCAACAGGGGUGAGAGAAAUAGCAGGGGUCCUGGCUGUGUUUCCAAUUGGAUUAUGGAGUGCUGCAAACCGCACUGGCAGGGGGUGGCCCAGCUCUGGUCUGGAAUCCAGUUUCCAUCCUUAUAUCCCCCAGGUAGUUAACCAAACAGCAACCACCUCUUGUGGUGAUCAGGAUGGAGAUAGUGGUCAGAGAGGGCGGCCCYGCUCCCAUCCUUGGCCCAGAAGGGCUUGGAGGCAAUGUCUGUAAAGCCCUCUC
Nothoprocta perdicaria is the source of this 1865-nucleotide messenger RNA. RefSeq names its product F-box and leucine rich repeat protein 15 (gene FBXL15). Gene Ontology annotation, molecular function: protein binding. The transcript has 3 exons. The record is from RefSeq and is a predicted model, not a curated record. Lineage: Eukaryota; Metazoa; Chordata; Aves; Tinamiformes; Tinamidae. Bases 1 to 873 code for a protein of 290 amino acids.